Messenger RNA from Alternaria triticimaculans, 1239 nucleotides. RefSeq lists its product as uncharacterized. The transcript has 3 exons. Lineage: Eukaryota; Fungi; Ascomycota; Dothideomycetes; Pleosporales; Pleosporaceae. Bases 1 to 1239 code for a protein of 412 amino acids. The record is from RefSeq and is a predicted model, not a curated record.
AUGGCUUCCAAUGACAAAGUUACUUUGCAGAACAUCCAAGACUACGCCAAUAAGUACUUUCCAGACGAGUUCGCAAAAUUGCCUUUGGUCGAAGACUUGGUCUGGGUACCAGCCUCACAAACUCGAACCACGACACAGUGGUACAUGAAGAUCGCCCUGGUAAAGCUUCGUAUCGGCGGAUAUAAGGAUAUCCAGUCAACAUGGGCCCACAAAGAGCUUGACCAGUCGCCUGGGGGAGUAUACAUGCUAUCUGGAGGACAACGGAUCCUAUCGGUGAUGCUACCACACAUCGAGGACCUCUGCCAUCCAUUCAAGGCCGCAUAUCGACAAAGUGGAUAUUCAUUUGAUAUGGUAGGACCCGAUUACGGCUUCGAGCUGAAAACUUUGAUCGAGUACUACUUUUUGCUGAAGGGCGCGAUACCGCCCUUCAAGUAUCCGUGGGCUAUGGAUAAUUUUGAAUGGGCGGUCAGGUCGGUCGCGAACGGGGCGCCACUGAAUAACGUUCCUACCACCAAAUUUAGCGCGGAUGUAGAGACGCGGAUGCGCUCUAUUCAGACUAUGCUUCCCUCUGCACCGCACGCAUCAGCGAUGUUACCGGCUAAAAUCGGUACCCAAGGCCGAGGUACCUCACUCACGGAGGAUCUGAUGCGCACGGUCAAGAAUCGUGUCCCUGAAGAGAUUGAAGGAACUGGUACAACAAAACAAGAAGCACAUCAUACAGACAGAAACCAGAUGAAGAAGCUCUUCAAAGACCAGAAGGAUGCGCGAAGAAAGAUUGAUGAAGACAUGGCCGCCACAUCAGCUCAGAAAGAGGCACACAUAGCAAGGAUCCAAGUGCUUGAAAAUGAGCUCUCUGAGGCACAGGCAGCGCGUAAAGCAACCGAUGGAGCUAUGGCAGCUCUGCAUGAGCGACACAAACAGAUGCAAAAGCUGCUGGAUAACAGUCGAACCGAGAACGAGGAAGUGAGAAACAAGCUGAAGACACUUGCUAACAGCAGCGUUAGAGACGCCCGCGUAUGGAAACAGAGGGUGCGAGCAGACCAGAACAGACGGUCAGAGGCGGAGGCCAAGCUCAAGGAAGAAUGUGCUCGCAAAGAAUCCCGGUGGGAGAAAGCGCAAGCUUUCUACACAAACCAGAAAGAGUUGCUCGAGAUACAGGUUGCAGAAUGUCCGGAAGAAGAGAAGGAAUCAAUUAUGGAAGCAUUCAAGGCAGAGUAUGGAGAGCUUUGCCCAGAAUGA